Molecule: messenger RNA, 10514 nt
Organism: Pangasianodon hypophthalmus (striped catfish)
Lineage: Eukaryota; Metazoa; Chordata; Actinopteri; Siluriformes; Pangasiidae
Product: insulin receptor substrate 1-B
Exons: 3
Coding region: 2066-5656 (1196 amino acids)
Biological process (GO): insulin receptor signaling pathway
Cellular component (GO): plasma membrane; cytosol
Molecular function (GO): insulin receptor binding; phosphatidylinositol 3-kinase binding
Source: RefSeq, a predicted model, not a curated record
UUCCCUCGACAAAUCCCGCCUCCUGCUCUGUGAUUGGCCAAUUCACGCUUAUAAAAUGUCAAUCAAUUGGCUCUAUCUGUAUAACAAAAAAUAAUGAAGAAUAUCAGUUAUAAACUUUCUAAACCUUUAACAGACUUCAACAGGUUGUUGAAGUCUGUUAGAAUCUAUUUUGCAUUUUAGCUCUCACAAAAUACAUAGGGCAAAAUACUAUAUUUUGUCUGUGUGUGUUUAUUAAAUUAGUAGACACCCCAUACAUUAUCAUUACAUUCUACUUUAACAUUCUACUUUAAUUUUAUGUUUCUCCUAACUGGGUGUAAAGCAGCAAAUAUAGCAAAACAUGGAUAGUGAAAUUAUAACAUAUUAAUGUGUAAUAAAUCAGUGACAGUGAUUAAUUAAAAUAGACAUUGCAAACUUGCAUUGUUAACCAGGCAAAAUGGCAGAAGAUGGCUUAAUGUGCUGGGUAAGCCUAAUGACAGUUCAUGCAAAUAUUGAAGUGCAUGUAAAUGGGUAAACAAAUCAGCAUUACACACCCUUUACUUCUGGACAAUGUUUUAAUUCAAUGUGGCACUGUGAAAAAAAAAAAAAAAAGAUCAUAUAAAUUCAUCCAGUGGUCCUGUAGUACCACUGCCUAUUCACAUUUUGUUUUCCCUUCUUAAACCCACCAAGUUCAAGCUAGUUCAAGGUUUUGAAUUAGAAGAUGAGGUGAAUUAUUUGAGUUGGGAGCAGGGAUAUUACCAAAAUAUGCACAGUGGUGGUGCUCCAGGACCAGGAAUGACAAACACUGAACUACAUUUGAAAGCCAGCACUUUAAAUAAAACUAUUUUUAACAUAUUUUAAACCAAUAGUCAAUACUGUGAUUUUGAAUAAUUGAAAGCACAUUGCUGUCUGCUAUAUGCCAAGGCAAAUUUAAACAAAAGGUCAACCAGCAGAUGUCGUAGCCGCUCAGAGCUGUGACUAGUCGUGUGUUGCCAGAUCGUGUGUUUUCCUACGCUGAGCUAUUUUCAACGGCAUUGCGUGAAAUAUGGCCUUCAGCUGGAGGACAAAUAAUAAUACCGAUUGCUGUUGAUGUAUUUGAUUUGUAAGCAUGUAGUAUUUAAUUGUUUUAUAUUUUGAAAUGAUUCCUAAUUAAUAUUAUCCAUUUUAAACCGAGAUUGUUUUGUAUUUAAACAAUCCAAUCUGGCAACCCUAUCUCAGAAAGAGACGCGCAGACUUGGCAAUGAACAUGGAAGGGGUGAUCCCGCAUUUAAUAAUAAUAAUAAUAAUAAAAAAAAGAUGUAUGAAAAUACUGAAAACAUAAGGUUUCUUCUUCUGUGAAAAUGAGUUGUCACUCAGCCUAUAAUGUGGAUAUUUACCACGUCAAAUGUGAGAAAGGCAUAAAAGGGAGACAGGAAGAACAAGCAGAUUAAACCAGAGAAGCCCAUAUUAUCAUUAGGCUACUACAGACACGGGUUUGCCAGAUUUUCACCCGAAAGAGCUUCUUGGGUGUGUUGAAAAAAUUUGGGCUUUUUCUUAAAAAUCUACUGUUUAUAUCCUACGAAAUGGAAAUAAAUUCAUGCGACUAAAUUUGAGGAACUGGAUUGAAUGAUUUUAUUUAUUGUUCUGAAGAAGAAGCUUGCUAUUUUAUGUAUUAGUUAUACCUAAUUAUUUCAGUGAUUAAGUAGUAAAUUCGAUUAUUGUUUUGGCAUGAUGCCCGAUCCACCUAUGUGAAUUUGUACUGUUUCAAUAUAGGGAUGCAUUGUGCACAGUAUGCAUUGAGGAUUAAUUCUGAGCAAUGGAUUGAAUGGAAACCAGAAACUCAAUCUGGCAACACCGCGUACAGUAAACAGUUGUGGUGCGCUCUGUCGCGGCACGGCCUUCAGUGCAGACGUCGCGCGUGCCGCAUGUGCGCGCCCGUUGGUUUGGAUUCGUGUUUGGGUGCACAGGACGCCAGCGAGACUUGAAGGAAAACACACCUGCUCUCUUAUUUCGAGGGCAUGAUGAGAGAGAGAGGAGGAAGACCAUAGCGAGCAUAACGAUGAGCCAACGUGCAGCGUAGGGAUUUUUGGUCAGGAAAAAAAAAACAGCAAUGGAGAACCAAGCAGCCACGGAGCCGCGAUGCUAUGAGGACGUCCGCAAGAGCGGUUACCUGCGCAAGCCGAAAUCCGCGCACCGGCGUUUCUUCGUGCUCCGCGCGCCUUCUGAGCGCGGCCCUGCCCGCCUCGAGUACUACGAGAGCGAGAAGAAAUUCCGGAGCAAGUCGCCGGUGCCCAAGAAGGUUGUCGACCUGGAAUCGUGCUUUAACAUCAACAAGCGAGCCGACUCGAAAAACAAGCACAUGAUCGUGCUGCACACCCGCGGAGAGAGCUUCGCCGUGGCCGCAGACACAGAGGAGCUGCAGAACGAGUGGUAUCAGGCCAUGCUGGACCUGCAGUGCAGAAGUAAAACUCCAGAUGAUUAUGGCAGUGGAGGAGAAUGUGGACUGCUAUCACCUGGACCUGCUUUUAAAGAGGUAUGGCAGGUGAAGCUGUGGCCCAAGGGCCUAGGGCAAGCAAGGAACCUGAUUGGCAUCUACAGACUCUGCCUUACUGAUAAUACGGUCAACUUUGUUAAGCUCAACUCGGAUACACCUGCUGUAGUGCUCCAACUGAUGAACGUGCGCCGCUGUGGCCAUUCAGAGAACUUUUUCUUCAUUGAAGUGGGCCGUUCAGCCAUGACAGGACCUGGAGAGUUUUGGAUGCAGGUGGAGGAUUCUGUAGUUGCACAGAACAUGCACGAGACUCUUCUAGAGGCUAUGAAAGCUUUAAGUGAAGAAUUCCGUCAACGAAGCAAAACCCAGGCAGUGGGUACUUCCUGCGGAGGCGGCACAGCCUCUAAUCCUAUUAGCGUGCCAUCACGACGCCACCAUCCAAAUCUGCCACCUUCCCAGGUAGGCUUCUCCAGACGGGCUAGGACAGAAACUCCUGGUGUGCCUCACAGCACCAACACGUCUCCAACAUCUCGACAUGGCUUCUCCAGGUCACGCACAGCCAGUAUUGGUGCGCGGACGGAGGAUAGCAGUGGCAGAAUGACUGCUCUCAGCACCAGUCCAAGCCUCAAUGGCUCCUCUUGCUCCACCACCCCUACCCUACGACCUAAACCCACGAGAGCGCCUACCCCAGCCAAGAUCACACUUAGUUUGGCACCAUACACCCCUAAGAACCCAGCACCUUCCCCAGCCCCUAGUCUCUCUUCUAGCUCUGGCCACGGAUCAGAGUGUGGAUUGAGUGGAGCUCCAUUAGGGACAGUGUCCAUCUGCACCUAUGCUCGGAUCCCACAGAGAGUGUCCAUGUCAGGCUCCCCAAGUGACUAUGGCUCCUCUGAUGAGUAUGGAUCUAGCCCUGGUGAACACUCCCUUCUUGCUGCAGGUCUCUCUACUGCAUUAGUAGAUGGUUCUACUAGCUGCAUAUUAGUAGGGCACAGAGACACCUCUCACAAGAGAGUGCAUGGGCGCAGGAUUCUUCGACGCUCCUCUAGCAGAGAGUAUGAAGCUGACCGUAGGUUACUUAGCAAGCGUACUUCUCUUCCACCUUCCACUGCUCAGGAGCGCAUAGUGCCUCACUGCAGGGAAGAAGAAGAUGAAGAAGAUGAAGACUACGCAGUGAUGUCUCGCAGCACCAGCAGAGAAUCAUUCACCUCUCGUCGAGGCUCAGAAAGCUCAGCGACUCCAAGUGGGCAGGUGGAAACUUCUGCAAAUAAAGGUGUCAAUACAAAAGAGGGUCUGGAGAACACAUCGAUUGACAGUGGCUAUAUGUCUAUGCUGCCAGGUGUUACAGCUCCUGCAAGUCUGUCUCUUUCAGUGUCUGAAACAGAACCAAAGGGAGGGGAUGAGUACAUGACUAUGACCCCUAACAGCAGUGUUUCGCCCCCACAGAACAUCCGGCUUCCUGUCUCUGAGGGCUACAUGAUGAUGUCCCCCCACAGCAGCUGUUCACCAGAUCUACAUGGCAUGAGUGGGUGCUUGUGGGGUAGCAGGAGCAGCAUGGAGAGUCGAGCAGGUAGUGACUACAUGAACAUGUCACCCAUUAGUGCCAGAUCAGCUUGUAGCACACCCCCUUCACACCCAGAACAACAUCCACUGCAGCCCAAAACAGUAUAUUCCUACUUUUCCCUUCCACGGUCUUACAAACAUACCACCCUCUCUACUCGCUUUGAGGAUAAUUUGGGAGAUGGAAGAAAGCCAGAGGUGAUUUCUAGGGGUGAAGGUGGUUCUGGAAGGAGGACUGGACGUGGUGGUUAUCCCAAUAGAGCUGACUCUUCUGUCAGCCCCAAUGGAGGUGGAAACCUUUCUCUGUCCUCCUCAUCAUUCUCUUCCAGUUCGGCAAGCACUGAGAGCUUGGAGGACAAACCUCUAUCCCUGCCUGCUGGUGGAAUUGGGAAGGCCACCAGGUCAAGCACAGGACACAGGGUAGGGGGUGUUCACCCCAAAGAUUCAGCCCACCAUUUUCACCAGCAGAGACGAGGGCAAGGUGUCCAGAAACAGGGUCAUCCACAGCAACGAAAAGGCAGACCCUUUAGUCUCUUUGUGGACAUGUCCAAAGCCAACACCCUACCUAGAGUCAAAGAGACUAUACAGCCAUUAGUACCCCAAAGCUCUGGUGAAUAUGUUAGUAUUGUUUAUCAGGGUGAUAAGGGAGUGUGCAACAGAGGGGUAACAGGUGUAGAUCAGGGGAGCACUGUGGUUCAAGGGCAUUCAAGAGCCUUAUACCAACCAUCUUCAUGCCAAGUUGGUGGUACCAAUCUGCCCCGUAGUUUCUCAGCACCCCUCUCCACUUCCAUCUCUGUGUCCUCAGAGUAUGUUAACAUGGAUUUGGGUCAUUCAUCAUCUCCUCUGUCCUGCACAUCACUAUCUUCUUUCAAUCCCACCCAAGCAAUAGCUCCAAAAGCAAGAGAGAAUCCCACGAGGGGUCCUCAAGUGGCACAGGAAGCUGAAAAGGGACAUAGAAAGACUGGUAUGUCCAUGUUGCCCUCUGGGGACAUGACUGGUGCCCCUUUCACAGACUACACAGAAAUGACAUUCGGAUUGGUUAUAGUAGAAAGCCCUUUACAUGGUCCUAAAUCUGGGCAAACAGCUGAGCCUUCCUCUAUUGAGCAGGAACAAAGCAUGGAUUUCCACUCACCCAAGGCUUUCCACAAGUUAGACCAAGGUGCCAGACUAGUCAGAGCAGAAUCAUCAGCAAGACGGAGGCAUCGCUCUGAGACCUUCAAGGCAUCAUCAGGACUCUCACUUUCUCCCUCUUCCUCCUCCUCUAUUUUUGCGGAAGCUCCCCAGGCCACCACACCUCAAUGCCAUGGGCUAGAGAGUUCCCUUUGGGCUACUGGGCAGCCAUCUGCUGCACAGUGCACUGGUCCUGGGCUGGCAGCUCUAACUACAGCCCAGGCUUCACCUUUGUCACUGGAGCAAGAUCUAAACUACAUUGACCUUGACUUGGCUGGAAAGGACAGCCCUCAAAUGAGCCUGGAUGGAUCUUGUGGGCCACACUUCACUGUCCUGGGAGAAGGGUUAACAGUGGGAUUAGGUGUAACAGCACCUGGGGGAAGCAGCAACUCCAGCAUCAACACAUAUGCCAGCAUUGACUUUUUCAAGUCAGAGGAACUUAGAGUCCACCAAAAUACCAGGAAAGACAGCAAAGAGUGCUGAUCGUCCUGCUUGCUGAAGAGGAACAGAUAUGUGUGCGUGUAUGUGUGUGUGUGUGUGUGUGUGUGUGUGUGUGUGUGUGUGUGUGUGUCUGAGUGUGAGACAGAGAGAGAGCGAAUGUGUGGGUGUGUUGUAUGCGUCUCCAUGUGUGUGAGUCCUGCAGGUGUGGACACUCACCCUGUAAGAUUUUUGUUUCCAUCGGUUACAUUCAGAACAAAAUUUGCCAAAAGACUAUUGGUCAUAACCAACCAUGAACACUAAGAUGGACACGUCCUUCAGCCAACUGGGAAGGAUUAAAGCGACUCUGACUGCCAACCAGGAGCCAAUGAUAUUCAUUCUUUUUUCCAUCAUUAUGAAAUUUUAAAAAUAAUUGUAAUACAGAUGCUACGUAGUCUAACGAUAGAUAAAAAACAUAUAUAGUCUACUCUACAUAGUAUUACCGAGAGAAGUAUAUAUGACCUUUUUUUUUUAAAAAAAAAAAAGUGCCUCAUUUUUGAUUGUAGCCAUUUUUACACAGAUCCUGAUGUUCUCCGUGAGAGGAAAGAGCUUUCUGUUUAUUGUUGCGCUUACUGUCUGUCAGUCUGUGUUCCCUUUUCCUGAGAGAGAGAGAGAGAGAGAGAAAUAGAAGAGAGACCAAGAAAGGGAUUAAGACAGGAAGAGAGUGAGAUAUAGUUCCGUUAAAGUUUGUAUUAUCUGAUUGCCUUACAGUAUUUGUCAGACGUGGAUGUGUAUAUGUAUGUGUGUGACUGUGUGUAUGUGUAUGUGUGUGUGUGUGUGUGUGUGUGUGCGCAUGUGUGUGUGUUUGCAUCAUCUAUGCUGUGCCAUGCUGUGCCUCUAUACUCAACCCAACAAUGGUGAACCAUACACGAACACGCGCUGACGUUAACACAUUUUCACACACACACACACACACACACACACACACACACACACACAAACACAACCAUAUACCAAGACCUCAAACUGUCUUAAACUGCAGUAUAAUUCAUAAGCACUGGUGAACACAUACUUUUAUCCUCAAUAGCUGCUCUUCUGUUCCUCUGAGCAUGGAGGCACCAGCUGACCGGCUCAGAUAUCCUGAGUGACUGAAAAAGAGAUUACAGUGUGUGUGUGUGUGUGUGUGUGUGUGUGUGCAAUUGCAGUCUCCAUUUAUAUUUAUUUAUAGUUUUAUAGCCAGGGUAAUUACGUUGUAUUAAACUGCAACAGCUUAGAUUUUAUCGCUUUUACACCUCACACACAGACCCCUCAUCUACAUGCAGUUCUCAACUGACACAUUCAAGUGCCUCCUCAAUUCAGCUACAGUUAAAGGAAAACUUCACCCUGAAACACAUUAAAUAUGUUUAUAUUCAAAUAUUUGUGAUGUGUUUAGCGAUUCUGGUUCUAAUUUGUUGGUUGAUGCUGUAUUUUCAUUAUUUCUGCAAGAAGUUAGCAGUUGUGUGCCAUACUGACGUCACAGGGGUUUGUUGGUAUUGCUAACCAAUGCCAUUUAAUUUUUAAAAAAUCCAAUCCAAAGAUUUCAAACUUAAGUGAUAACGGUCAGUUUUCACUGUUAUCUCCUAAAAACAAAACAAAAGCGCACUCACCAUUUUCCAGGGAAGUUCAACAUCAAAUUAAUUAGAAAUCCAGCAUAGAAGUAGUGGAGAUGUUGGUGCAAAUGUUGGGACUCAUAGUCCUAGAAUGCAAUGCAGCUGUACAAGCUCUGCUCUGCUAGUGAGUGAUCUACGAGAUGAUGAACCUGAUGGCGUUGGUGGCGGGUUUAGCAUGAAAAAUCUAAGCUUUGUAAUAUGAAAUGUUUCAGCAGAGUGUACAGAUGAGGAGGUGAGAAAAAUGGACAGACUAAAGGACUAAAGCACCGCUGCAUCGCUCUCUUUAGGUAGAAAUGAAACAAAGGCGAAAGCCCACUGCACCACUAGAUGAAUGGCAUUGUGGUAAAACCGUUAACCAAAGGGAAAAUUGACCUCCAUGACAAUGAAAGAAGUUUAAACAAAAAAAUCAACUCAUAUUAUUACAAAAUAAAUCUUGCGUGCCAUUCAAGAUCACAUGUCUAUUAUAAAGAUUAAUAUGCAAUUCAUUCAGGGUGGAGUUUUCCUUUAAGAUUACACCAGUCUGAUCAACACAAGCUACAGUAGAGAGAAUUAGACAAACUCACAUCAGCUACAGUCAGACGUCUGAAUACAAUAUUUUUACACUCAACAGUAUGCAACAGCAGGACUGUGGUCUUACACAUAUUCUCCCAUACACAAUUUUAUACACCACCGUUUUUACACACUCUGAUCCGCUGCACAUUUCCAUUCUUUCGGCUACACUAACUGUGUUUUAAUGUUAAUUCUAAAAUCUAAGGGUGAGGGUUUCCGCUGGAGCGCUUUAAAUCUGAACAGGGUCUUUUUAUGAUAAAGAGAUAGCGGUGCCUCUCUAAAACACCACUAGGUUCACUUUUCCUGGAAAAUCUUUUCUAUCAUGGUCACAAAUUUUCUUAACGAAUCCUUAUUUUUAGAUUUUAGAUAUUUAGACCGGACCGCUAGUUUCAACCUAUUAAAUUUCGACUGCCUUUACACUUUUCUAAUCAACCUCCUAUUUCAGUUUGGUGAAAAGCUAGCUGUGAUAUCAGUGCCAAGAUUCUCUGUAGUAUUCAUGCAUCAAACAAGCCAAACAUUUCUGCUUUGAUCUUUUUAUAGAAUUUCUGGCAGUACAUUGUAAAAAUUGUUCAAGUGACUUGAAAAAAAAAAACCUUGCAACGAUCAUAAAGUAUAUUAAAAUAUUACGCAAGUAACUGGAAGGGUGUGAGUUCGGGUCCCAAAAUAAACCCUUACAGAAAAAUCACAUGAAGUUCAUGUGAUUAAUCACAUGAUUCACAUGUGAAAUUGACACAUAAUUGUGAGAUAUUUCAAACCUUUUUCAUAUUUAAUGCUUUUAUUUUCACAUGUGUACAUUUUUGUACGUGAUUCAUGAAUUUUCACAAGGUUUUUACGUAGGCUUCAGUUUUUUCAAGAUGUAUUUUUUCAGACAUGAUUCAUGUAUUUUCAUGUAUUAUUGUUACUUGUAAUUUUUGACAUGUAGGGUAUGCAGUUUAAAAUUUCAGAUGCCAUUUUCUCACAUGUAUAAUUCUUUGUGUGAUCAUGCUGUCACGUAUUGUUCACAUGAUGUCACAUGUUUAGUUGAGCACUGCAAUUUCAGGACAUAACAUGUUGACAUGCACCUCCUUGGGCUUCCCCCACACACACGCACAAAAUCACAUGUGGUAAAACUUAGGAUUACAUGUGAAAUGUGUGUGAUUUUUCUGUAAGGGAACUGAGGGAAUCCUUUAACCCUCAAAAGCUCUAUUCUUGGAUUAUAUAAAAUAGCCAAAUAAAUACAUGUAACGUAAUAAUUCUGAUACAAGUUUAUGUUGUUUACAAAUGCCAAAUAUAAAAUUGUUUCUAUACAUUCAAGUGGUUAUACAUUUUUAAUAGAAAGACCCACUCUGCCAUGCAAUUUAUUCAGCAUAUCUGAAAUACCUUCUACCACAGAUUAGCAACAGGGCCAGGUGGUGCUGCUACACAUACACAUGGGGUCAUGUCUUAAAGACCUCCUUUGACCCUUUUAAGAGUUUUUUUCUAUACAUAAGCCUGUUUAAAUCUAUCACAGGAGCUGGCCGGUGAAACAAAUAGAGCAUCUCGAACGUAAACGAGUGUGUAUGUGGUGUUUGCGUGUGUGAGACCAUGUCUGUCUUUCUUGUACUCUUUGCUCUUGCGCUGAUGUGUGCGUGACCACUGUCUGAUUUGUUUAAUCUCUCUUUUAUUGCCUUAUUGUCUGUAUUAGCUUUUACACAAACCAUGGCAGCUGAAAAAAAAAAAGCUUUGCAUCCUAGAACAGUUGGAAUCCAGUUCUGUAUUUUAGAACAUUUUUCCAAAUUCUGGCCGAGUCUACACCCUAGAACAGCUGAGAUUUUGUUCAGGUCUGAAGAUCCUUUAGUCUGGUUGUAUGUAGAAAUUUGUGUCUCUGGCCUUUGUUCUGUGAAGCAAAAAAAAAAAAAAAAAACAUGGUUGAGUGUGAUGUAGAAAUAUGUCCAAGGCCGAUGUAUACUCCAGAAAAAAGGACAUCCUAAUAAUAAUAAUAAUAAUAAAAAAGAUUAAAAGCAAAAGAAAGAAAGCCAUGGCUUUCUCAAAGCACCUGCCAUUUGAUGGGAAAAAAAGGGUUUGAUAUGUACAAUCAGGGUACUGUUUAUUGAGAUUUAUCCUAUUCAUGUAUAUCUGGUACUACUGAAGAAUCCAAUGACAAUGAUGUAUAAAGAAGACUAAAGAAAGUAUUAAUAGGGUCUGGGCUGUGUCCUUGUGUGUAUAAGGGGAAUCAGUUGGGAUUUGGGUGGGUAUGGGGCUUAUAUGGCACGGCUAUGAUAGAAAUUUCUGUUCAGUUCAGAAAUUCCUUCAUGAUUAUUGCCUGUGAUGUAGACAAUGUCUUUUUGUUUUAUGAAAAAAAAGAAAAGAAAAAUGGAAAUGUGUCUUGUGUCUUUUUUUCCCCCAAUUUUGGUGUGGCUUUCUUUUGUAACAGCUCCUAACAAAGGUGCGUAAGUAUGUCUGUGUGUGUGCACGUAUGUUUUUAUACCUUGUGGGGACAUUUGGCUGAUCCAAAUAUCCAAAACUGAUUUUUUUUCCUUUUAUUUAAAAAAAAAAAAAAAAAGUUAGAUUUAGGUGAAGCAUAGCACUAACUCUAGUGAGGCAAAUGUGUGUGUGUGUCUAGACAGAGACUCACUUCCAGACUGAUGUCUAGAGAUAAGUCACCUGCCAGGCUUCAUGAAAGUAAGGGACAGACUGUGUAUGUGUGUGUAUCUGUGUGUACAUCCUACACUCUAGUCCUUAAGCAGAACCCACACACACUUCAUUGU